This is a messenger RNA of Kalmanozyma brasiliensis GHG001, 2916 nucleotides long. RefSeq names its product Dynamin, GTPase domain protein. The transcript has a single exon. Gene Ontology annotation, cellular component: membrane; microtubule; cytoplasm. Lineage: Eukaryota; Fungi; Basidiomycota; Ustilaginomycetes; Ustilaginales. Bases 1 to 2916 code for a protein of 971 amino acids. Gene Ontology annotation, molecular function: microtubule binding; GTPase activity; GTP binding. The record is from RefSeq and is a predicted model, not a curated record.
AUGUCGUCCUAUCAGAGCAUCAGCAGGUUUGCGCAGCGCGCCGCUGUCCGCACAUACACAAGCAGCGCCCGCGCUCAACAUGUCCAUCUCCGCCAGCCACUCUCGCGCUUCGCCGGACACCGCCCUUCGACCAUAGACACCGCCAUGUCCACGCACCUCACCGCUUCGGCACGAGGAAGCCGUCUCAUGCACGUCCGCGCCAUCUCGUUCAACUCGGUCCCCAAAGCUGCCUUCCGAGCCGUUCGGCUUCCCGCAUACGGCAUCGCAGCAGGUGGAGGCGCGCUCGCGUACGCCAACUACAAGGUGGACGAAUUCAAGGACAUGCUCGGCCGUGGGUACGGUCGUCUCUCGGAACGUGCCAAGGAGGCAUACGGCAGCAUGUCCGAAUUCGGUGCUGAUGCAAUGGACAGCGCGAGAGAUGGCUGGGAGGCGCUCUCGGAGCAGAUCGAUGGCAUCGAACUGCCCAAGUUGCAGACUCCCGAGUUUCUUCGCAACCUGUUUGCAGGCAUGAAGACCGACAAGGCAGAUGCAGACGGCGCCGAUGCUGAUCCUUCAAGGGCAGGCAGUAGCGGCGGCGGCGGAGGAGGACCGGAUCCGAACGGUGCACCUCAUCUGGCGGGCGCAGCUGCAGUGGCUGCCUCGUCACUCUUUGGCGAUGACGACACGACCGAUACAGCAGACGGAACCUCCAAGGGCAGCACGGAAGAACUCAUGCUUCUCACACGAAAGCUCAUCGAGGUGCGCAACAUCCUCAAAGAAAUCGACCACGAGUCGGACCAGCUCACUCUUCCCUCGAUCGUGGUGAUUGGCUCGCAAAGCAGCGGCAAGAGUUCGGUCCUCGAAGCCAUCGUGGGCCACGAGUUCCUGCCCAAAGGCAACAAUAUGGUCACACGUCGUCCCAUCGAGCUCACCCUCAUCCACACGCCCGCCCGACCCGGUCGUCCGACCAAGGACACUGUUGUCGAGUACGCCGAGUUCCCCGGCCUCGGUCUUGGCCGCAUCACGGACUUUUCUCACGUCCAAAAGACCCUCUACGAUCUCAACAUGGCGGUGCCCGCCACCGAGUGCGUGAGCGACGAGCCCAUCGAGCUGCGCAUCCACAGCCCGCACGUGCCCGACUUGACCCUCAUCGACCUCCCCGGCUACGUGCAGAUCGCGUCCAUGGACCAGCCCGACGAGUUGCGCGAAAAAAUCACCAAGCUCUGCCACAAGUACAUCCAGGAGCCGAACAUCAUCCUCGCGGUGUGCGCGGCUGAUGUGGAUCUCGCCAACUCACCGGCGCUGCGGGCCAGUCGGCAGGUGGAUCCGCUCGGACUGAGGACAAUCGGAGUGGUGACCAAGAUGGAUCUGGUUCCGCCCGAGGUGGGUGCCGGGAUCCUGUCGAACAACAAGUACCCGCUAGCAUUAGGAUAUGUCGGAGUGGUGUGCAAGAACAACCUCGGCGUGUUCCAGAGCAGCAAGGGCCACGACAGCGCGGGACAGGGCCGAAUGUCGAGCCUAGUGGCCAAGCAGGAGUCGGACUACUUCAACGCCAAUCGGGAGCACUUCAAGGCCCCCGCACGAGGCAGGAAUGCCGGGGUGCAGCCCAUGACGGGCACCGACACGCUGCGACGCCGACUGAUGAGCGUGCUGGAAGAGUCGAUGGGCUCGUCGCUGCAUGGCAUCGCCAACGCCGUCCAGCUCGAGCUCGAAGAAGCAUCGUACCAGUUCAAGGUCCAGUACAACGACCGGAGCAUCACAGCCGAAUCCUACGUCGCCGAGACGAUGGAUGCGCUCAAGCUUCGCUUCAAGGAAUUCGCGUCCAACUUUGGCAAGCCCGAGGUGCGGGCGCUGCUGAAGCAAGCGCUGGACGAGAAGGUGAUGGACAUCUUGGCGCAGAUGUACUGGUCGGAUGCACGAACUCCCGAGCUGUCGCAGCUGGCCGAUGCACGAAAGGUGAGCGCCGAGGAGCUGGACAAGUACUGGGCGUACAAGCUGGACGCCUCUUCUUCUGCACUCACCAAGUCCGGGAUAGGAAGGUUGUCGACCCAAUUGGUAGUCGACUCGAUCCGAACGCAGAUCGAGCAUCUUGCGCAGAGCGAGCCGUUCAACCACCACCCAGACGCCGCCGAACGCAUCGUCGCCUUCAGCACCGCCAUCCUGCGUGACCGGUUCGGGUUGACAGCCGACCAGGUCGAGAACUGCGUCAAGCCGUUCAAGUACGAAGUGGAAGUCGAGCCGAACGAGUGGGAGGCGGGGCGGGUGCGAUCUGUCCAGCUGGUCGAGCGCGAACUGUCCAUGUGCGAGGGCGCAUUCAACGGUAUCAAGAAGAUGCUCGGUGGACGACGCUUGAAGGGUGCGAUGGAGUACGUUACGCAUUUGGAAGAGCGGGAGCGUAAACGGGUGCAGGCGCGAAUUCGCGCUCGGGAAGCCUCAGCUACAUCCGACCUCGACGAGGACGAUAGCAACGACCCGACGCGCCCGGACUACAACUCUGCAUUGCUCAUCAAGGCCCGCGAAGCGCUGUUCCUCACCGAACGCAGUAAGAUGCUCCGCACCCGCCUCUCGACCUUGCAGAGCAAACGCUGUCGCUCCGGACCGGGCGCAAAAGCUUUCUGCCCCGAAACAUUUUUGAAUGUGGUCGCCGACAAACUCACCUACACCGCGGUGAUGUUUAUCAACAUUGAGCUGCUCAGCGAGUUCUUCUACCAGUUUCCACGGGAGAUCGAUGCCAAGCUGGUGUACGAAGCGGACAAAGCGGAGCUGGGCCGGUUUGCUAGGGAAAACCCGAGCGUAAGAAGGCAUUUGGAGUUGCAGGAGAGGAAGGAGAAGUUGGAGCUUGUCAUGGGCAAAUUGGGCGACCUGGUCAAGGUGUAUCAGGAGAAGAAUGGCGGUGGUGCUGGCGCAAGAGGUGGGAGUAGGUGGAGCUUCUUUUAG